Raphanus sativus (radish) is the source of this 908-nucleotide messenger RNA. RefSeq names its product glycine-rich protein 23. The record is from RefSeq and is a predicted model, not a curated record. The transcript has a single exon. The coding region runs from base 89 to 703 and encodes 204 amino acids. Lineage: Eukaryota; Viridiplantae; Streptophyta; Magnoliopsida; Brassicales; Brassicaceae.
GCUUCACUGACACAACUGUCUUCAUCCUUUCAUAUCCAUCAAAUAAAACUCGUGAAAUUAUUUGAUUAAUUUCGAAAACCACUUGAUUAUGGGUUUAAUUGCCCGUAAGGUGUGUGUGUUUAUCUUUGUAUUCGCCCUUGUGUCCGACUUUGCAUUCGGAAAUGUCGAGGUUAAUGACGACAAACAUUUUUUUCACAAGCCGCGUCCAUACUUCCAUAAACCUCGUCCUUACUUCCACAAGCAUGGCAUUUACAAGAAGGGUUUUAGAAAGGGUUUGGGCGGCGGUGGAGGUCUUGGAGGAGGUGGCGGUCUAGGCGGUGGUGGUGGUUUGGGCGGAGGCGGUGGUGGUUUGGGCGGAGGCGGCGGUCUAGGCCACGGUGGCGGUUUGGGUGGAGGAGGCGGUCUAGGACAUGGUGGUGGUUUGGGCGGAGGUGGAGGCCUAGGUGGCGGUGGCGGUCUAGGAGGCGGUGGAGGUCUAGGUGGCGGUGGUGGUGUGGGCGGAGGAGCUGGAGGAGGAUACGGUGGUGGUGCCGGUGGAGGACUUGGAGGCGGUGGAGGUGCUGGAGGAGGAGGAGGAUUUGGUGGCGGAGGAGGAUAUGGAGGCGGAGGAGGAUUCGGCGGUGGAGCUGGUGGUGGAUUUGGUAAAGGCAUUGGUGGUGGAGGAGGUUUGGGAGGCGGUUAUGGUGGCGGUGGCCAUCACUGAUGAGUGAUGAGGCUCAUGAUCAUACAUUCGUACGUUGUUAUUAUUUAAUUACGUGAAACAGUGAGAUUAAUUAUUGAGUAAUUAUUCAAUAAAAUGAUACAUUAGCAAUUGUGAUUUGUGAGUCGUAUUGUAUGCUAUUAUUAUGUUAUGCUUUGGUUGGUUUCAAGUUUGGUUAAUAAAAUAGUCGAUUUGUGCCUUCUGUCCA